UGCAUUGUGGUCCGCGUAGUUCCGGUGCGGCCUCGGCGGGCGGCGUCGGCGGGCGGCGAGAGGCCGCGGUUGGCCUUGUGGGAUCUGUAGUUCGGCGGCGGCCCGCGCCCGCUCUCCCCGCCGCCGGGGCCUGCCGCGGCCCCCCCCGGGAGGCCGGCCCGCCAUGCCGGGCUUCACCUGCUGCGUGCCUGGCUGCUACAACAACUCGCACCGCGACAAGGCGCUGCACUUCUACACCUUCCCCAAGGACGAGGAGCUGCGGCGCCUCUGGCUGAAGAACGUGUCCCGGGCGGGCGUCAGCGGCUGCUUCAGCACCUUCCAGCCCACCACCGGCCACCGCGUCUGCAGCGAGCACUUCCAGGGCGGCCGCAAGUCCUACCUGGUGCGGGUGCCCACCAUCUUCCCCCUGCGCGGCGCGGCCGAGGACGUGAAGCCCAUCGACCUGACGGUGCAGGUGGAGCUCGGGGCCGCGGCUGCAGCCGGGCCCGGCCCCGGGAGGCUGCCGGUGGCGGCGGCGGUAGGGGAGGAGGGUCCGGUGGAGGGCGGCCCCCCGGACCACUCGUACUCGCUGUCGUCGGGCACCACGUCGGAGGAGCUGCUGAGGAAGCUCAACGAGCAGCGCGACAUCAUCGCGCUGCUGGAGGUGAAGAUGAAGGAGAUGAAGGGCAGCAUCCGCCGCCUGCGCUUGGCCGAGGCCCAGCUCCGCGAGGAGAUCCGCGAGAAGGACCGCCUGCUCCACGCCGCCAGCGCCGGGGCCCGCAAACGCCACGGGCUCUGAGGGCGGGGGGCUCCCGGCCCGGCCCGGGGCUCCCCGACCCGGCGGGGCCCCGGGUGGACAGAGCGGAGAUGGGCCCGGCCGCGGCCCCGCUGCCCCGGGCUCCCGCUGCCCGCUUCCCCCCGCCCCGCCGCCGCCGAAGCCGCCCCCACGGAGCCCAGCCCGCGCCGUCGGAUCCGGCCGCUGCCGAGGAGCUGCCGAGCCCCGUUCUGAACACGGUGCUCCCCUGGAGCUACCGCUGCCUGUGCCGGGCCCUCCAGCAUCCCCCGUGGGGCUGGCAGCGGUGGAAAGAAAGUAUUUGGUGUGGUUUAGGGUAGAUGGGACCCCAUGUCACCACUAAGUGGACGUAGGGUAUCGGUUUUCAGCAAAUAAACUUGCUCCUGUGCUGUGUGAGGUAACAGGAACGCUACCCCCUGGAGAAGGCCUGUCUGAAAGCAUGGUUGGCACUAUACCCGUCAUAGGAAUGAACAACAAUGUUUUGCUUGGCCUCGCUUAGCAGAGGCACGAGGAAAGCUUUAGAAACCCUCUCAGGGUGCUGUGUUACUUCAGUAAAUUACUGAUGCCAUAAAAGACUGCCGUUUCUAGUGUGAAAGAAUCCCCAAAUUAAAGAGUGCUCUUGUACUACGUAGUUUUUGCUUUCUCUGCAGCGCAUACGUAUUUGUUACAGAUGUCUCGAUGCUCUCAACACUAGCAAGGAUUACGGUCUGGUACAAAGAACCUGGUGACAUUUGAUGGCUGUAGUUUAUCUCGUUGGUUUAAGAACUCCCUCUCGUGAAACAGAAGCUUUGUAACGUGUUGGAAUUUAAAACUUUGGCUUUCGUUCAGCGAACUGGGAUGAAGCAGAAGCCAAGCAAAUUUAUCUGCAGUGGUUGCAAACCCUUGCUGUCUAAUCCUAAACUAGUUGGCAUGACUAAUAAUCUGUACCUUAGGCAAGACCUUACUGAAAUGUGCUUGCGUGUUCUAAACCGAGAUGUAAGAGUAUUGUAACAAAUCGACGUGGAAUGACUGUGUAGUUUCUGUUUCUAGCCAGCGUUAGUCCCCUCACUUUCAGUGACAGGAAACCAAAUCAAAGUUGGCUAGAAAGCUGGUGGAGCAAGGGUAGCAAGGUUACUAGCUUGGCCUGAGCGCGGACUUCCAGCGGAACGGAUCCGGCAGUGCUUUCCAGGAGGAGGGCAUCUGGCGCGCCUCCGUGGCUCUGUCCCUGUGCGUGCUUAGGGGGCGGUGAUGUGUGUUGAAAACAAAAGGCAGUUCACCACAGUGUGCCCAUAAUUCCUUCUGAGGGAAUGCCCAGACGGCUUCUGGGGCUGUGAGAUCUUCCUCCUGUACUCAGAAUGUGUUACGCUCGGUAGGUCGGGAUGUCAAUUUUACUAAAUUUUAUAUAAGUAUUUUCUAAAUGUAAAAAGUAUCUUUAGUUUGAAAAUAUUGUAAUCUUUGUAACACUGGCUAACAUAGCUUUACAACUCUCCGUUUCAAUGCUCUCUGUAUGAGUGAACAAAAGGGCACAUUGGCAUUUGGCAGCUGGAGGUUUAUCUAUCGAUCAUGUAGCCAGUUCAGCGGAAGGCAUUGGUUGUCAGAGCCUGCUAUGUGAUGCAUGGGUCAUUUCGUUAUUAAUGUGUGUACUGAGUUGGAUGGUUGACCGUGAGGAUACUACAGGUCUAUUCAUGUACUAAGUAUUUCCCAUUAUUUCAUUUUAAUUUAUUUUCUCCCAUCUGAUAUGUAGCUCUAACUUCAGCUCUGUGGUGUACUGAUUUUCCUGCAAGUCAAGUAAGCGGCAAGGUUUUUUUUUGUUUGCUUUUUUCUUUUUUGUAGGGAAAGCAGAUACCUGCUCCACCAUCUGAUUUAGCAUACGUAAUUGGUCCAGCAGAUCUAUGCUCCCAUGAAGACAAUAGGCAGCACAACGUCUCUCCUUACAAACGAGACCAUUUGUGCAUCCUAGCUUCUUGAGAACGUGCGCGUUGUAACAGUCAUGGUACUUUUUUUUUUUACCAUUGGAAUGCACUUCAGGAUGUUCAGCCAUUUGGCCUGCUGGACUGGUUAACUGCUGGACUGUUUGACUUCUCCAGGUUACACUGAGGUGCUAACAUGCUUAAUUUUAAUAAAGUAUAUUUUGUUUUGUUAUGUU
This is a messenger RNA of Oxyura jamaicensis (ruddy duck), 2897 nucleotides long. It is a transcript of the gene THAP11, whose product is annotated as THAP domain containing 11. NCBI's taxonomy places the organism in Eukaryota, Metazoa, Chordata, Aves, Anseriformes, Anatidae. Gene Ontology annotation, cellular component: nucleoplasm. Gene Ontology annotation, molecular function: RNA polymerase II cis-regulatory region sequence-specific DNA binding. The transcript is spliced from 2 exons. Gene Ontology annotation, biological process: regulation of transcription by RNA polymerase II. The record is from RefSeq and is a predicted model, not a curated record. The coding region runs from base 164 to 778 and encodes 204 amino acids.